ACCGAGCAAUAGUAACCGUAUCAUGAAAGAAACCCAUGAAAAAUGUGUUUCUUGUUUAGUACAUAUUUCGUGUUUGCACGAUGCAUCUCUGAGAGCGAGUCGAGUGUGUAGUACACCAGUGCCAGUCGGCGGCGAUCGUCAGUCGUGCAUUGGAUGCUAAUUAUAAUGUAAUUUGGAUCGCAAUUACAUUGUUCUAAACGAUGUUCUCGGUUGCUAGUUCAGUAUCCUUCGUCGGUCGCUAGAUAGACGAGUUAGCUUCGGUAUCGCCUUCGUAGAGCUAGUAGAAAUAUAUGUACACGUACGAGUACCAGCAACCUGCACACACGUAUAAUUACCUACGUCGAAGAUUAUGUACGUGUAUAUAUCGUCGUUGAUCGAAGAUCUACAAAUUCUUAUCAUCGAUAUCUAGAGUGAUUUCAUCUACAGCGCGAAUAACUUCGAAAUUUAGAGUUCGACUCGAAGAUAGAAUGGUGAUCAAGAAGAUAUGUUGUAUCGGAGCAGGAUACGUAGGAGGGCCUACGUGUAGUGUAAUCGCAUCUCGCUGUCCAGAUAUCAAAGUAACCGUCGUUGAUAAGAGUAAAGAACGAAUAAACCAAUGGAAUUCCAACCAGCUUCCUAUAUACGAACCUGGUCUCGACGAUAUCGUACUCAAGCACCGGAACAUCAAUCUGUUUUUCACCACCGAUAUCGAAGAAGCUGUCCACGAAGCCGAUCUAAUAUUCAUAUCCGUCAAUACACCGACCAAAACAUACGGAGAAGGAAAGGGUCGAGCAGCUGAUCUCAGACACGUCGAAAACGCCGCUCGUACGAUCGCAGAUAUCGCUUUAAGUAGUAAAAUCGUCGUAGAAAAAAGCACCGUACCGGUGAAAGCUGCUGAAAGCAUAAGUAAAGUGUUAAAAGCCAAUUGCAAAGCAAAUGUUAAAUUCGAAGUUCUUUCAAACCCCGAAUUUCUAGCCGAAGGAACAGCCAUCGAUAACUUACUAAACGCCGAUCGAGUUUUAAUCGGUCAUGAUCUCACUGCCAGCGGAGAGAAUGCUUUCUUGGAACUUUGCUCGGUAUACGAACGAUGGAUUCCUCGCGAAAAAAUCCUCGGAACGAAUACCUGGUCUUCGGAACUUUCAAAAUUGGCUUCGAAUGCGUUCCUAGCACAGAGAAUUUCCAGUAUUAAUUCGUUGACCGCGAUUUGCGAAGCGACCGGAGCCGAUGUAUCCGAAGUAGCCUUAGCCAUCGGUACGGAUUCGCGCAUAGGACCACAUUUUCUUCAAGCAUCUGUCGGUUUUGGAGGUAGCUGUUUCCAGAAAGAUAUUCUAAACGUCGUGUAUAUCUGCGAAUGUCUGAAUUAUCCUCAAAUCGCAGCCUACUGGCAGCAGGUUAUAGACAUGAACGAAUAUCAAAAGAAACGUUUCACCAAUAAAAUCGUCGAAACCAUGUUCAAUUCGGUAUCGGAGAAGAAGCUGACAAUAUUCGGAUUUUCGUUCAAAAAGAACACAGGAGACACUCGAGAAUCGCCGUCCAUUUACGUCUGUAAAUAUCUACUCGACGAAGGAGCUCGUCUAAAUAUUUACGAUCCAAAGGUUCCGCAUGAUCAGAUCAUCAAAGAUUUGACCAAUCCGUCGAUUACCGAUAAUCCGGAAAGAGUUAAAAAUUCGAUAAACAUUUUCUCCGACGCGUACGAAGCUGCUGCCAAAUCUCACGCCAUUGUUAUCUGCACCGAAUGGGAUGAUUUCUGCAAAUUGGAAUACGAGCGAAUUUACGACUCGAUGAAAAAACCAGCGUAUAUUUUCGACGGUCGUAAAAUCUUACAGCACGAAACUUUGGCCGAGAUCGGUUUCGAAGUUUACACAAUUGGGAAAAGGGUCCAUAAACCAGCCGAGAAAAUCAUGAAUGGUAACUCGUCCCAUUAAUAGUACGGUACCUGACAUCGAAUAAACCAGCGCAAAUACUCUACUUAAUAAUUUUUUUCAUCGCGUGCAAUGCAUUUACUACAUAAGGAAUUUUUUUAAACGAAUUUUUUAACUUAUUUUAUACGAGAUUUCGUUU
Molecule: messenger RNA, 2040 nt
Organism: Planococcus citri (citrus mealybug)
Lineage: Eukaryota; Metazoa; Arthropoda; Insecta; Hemiptera; Pseudococcidae
Gene: sgl
Product: UDP-glucose 6-dehydrogenase sgl
Exons: 10
Coding region: 468-1904 (478 amino acids)
Biological process (GO): glycosaminoglycan biosynthetic process
Cellular component (GO): nucleus
Molecular function (GO): UDP-glucose 6-dehydrogenase activity; NAD binding
Source: RefSeq, a predicted model, not a curated record